Adineta ricciae is the source of this 1050-nucleotide messenger RNA. Lineage: Eukaryota; Metazoa; Rotifera; Eurotatoria; Adinetida; Adinetidae. The record is from the annotation of a GenBank genome assembly.
AUGUUUUGUUUGGGUAAUACAACAAUAUAUUUUCUAAUACCUGAUUUGUUUCGAAACAUAUUUUUAUCAUCCUCCCUACAAAUAACAUCAUUAUCUUCAUCUGUAUUUUAUUGUACAAAACUCGAAAGUGAACAACAAGGUCGAGCAUAUCAAAAAGAAUUAUCCCAAAAUCCUCGUUGGUCCGCUUGUUACAUCGAAGAUUAUGUCAUACAGUUGUAUUUAGCCGACCUAGGAACUGUUCGUGAACGAAGAAAGUUACUAUUUGAUAUUGGUGCAAACAAAGGUUAUACAAUCGCCACAUGGUUCUCUCUUUGGAAUCCACAAAGUCAAAUAAAUCCACGAAGUUUGGCAAAUUAUUUACGAAAGAAUUUAUCAAUUUCCCAAUGUGGAGAAUGCAAUGAUUGUUUACAAAUGUCUCUAUCAACGAAAGUGAAAGUGUCUUUGGACAUGAACAUAGAGAUUUAUGCAUUUGAACCACAACCAAGUACUUAUGAGAUUCUACGUCAGGUCAAACAAUGGACAAAUCAACGUUCUCUACAUAUUUAUAAUCUGGCGAUGAGUAAUCAAACAGGUACUGAACUUUUAUUAAAAUGUAAUCCAGGUGAUGAGUUUUGUGGAUUGGAAACAUCGAAAAGUGCUAGAAAUAUUGAGCGCUAUUUGUUAGUGAAUGUAACAACACUCGAUACAUUUUUACAACGAUCACAUAUAACUGAAAUGAUUGAUGUGUUAAAAAUUGAUACAGAAGGUCAUGAUCCAUUAGUUCUCAAAGGAGCAGAACUCACUCUGAAACAACAGCAAGUUCGUUUAUUAAUUUUUGAACAUCAUGAAGUUGGGCUUUGGAAAUAUAUUCAUCUACGGGACGUUAUUGAAAAUCUCGACUUAAAAGGUUACACAUGUUAUAUGUUUGGAAGAACUGGGCUCAUUAGAAUAACACGAUGCUGGUCAUCAAUUUUGAAUAAGAAGAGAUGGAGCAAUGUUCUUUGUGUAGUGAGAAAUGAUGGAAGACUUCAACAUAUUAUCAAUAAACUCAUCAUUCCUCACACUUUAUAA